ACAGAAUCGGACCCCAUCAACCAUCAACUUGGACCAUCAACACAAUCUCGCGCUCCAUACCGACUAGCCCCUACGUCGAUAAUAUCAAAUCUUCGCUUCCUGCAAUCACCGAUAUCUCGCAAAGUCGACCAGUCCGCCCGCAACUUCUGGCCAAUCCGACGCGGCACUCGACUGCCUUCCACAAGAUUCCCUGAGCUUGGCUAGGUACAUACCGAGCCUGCGCAUCCGACAUCCCCAACCAUCAAACAACCCAGACCCCCGUUCACAAUGGCGGCUACGCAAAACACCACCCAGAAAGACGACAAGGCCGCGGCGGCGAACCCGGCCGAGCAGCAACAGGCCACCGAGUCGAAGCCGGCCGCGCUGGAGGAGGAUGACGAGUUUGAGGAUUUCCCUGUUGACGACUGGGAGCAAGAGGACACAGAGGCCGCGAGCGGUAGCGGCGCGGCACAGCACCUCUGGGAGGAGUCGUGGGACGACGACGACACGAGCGAUGACUUCUCAGCGCAACUCAAGGAGGAGCUGAAGAAGGUGGAGGCGUCGAAGAAGCGGUGAUUCCGGCAGCCUGGGAGGAAGCUGGAUACGGCGACACGGUAGCACUUCAAAUUGUAUACCAUAGACCGGCCCGUCGUUACACAAGAGCUGGCGGGCAGGGUGACGCCUGUGUGAUCAAGGGAGCUGCGGCUGAAUCCAACAGUAGACACCCGCACAGGGAAGCUUGGGUCACGCGCCCCGGACCAGACAUAUAGCGGGCAUAACAAUAGAAGCUAUACCGUUGAAACAAGUUGCUUGGAUUAUAGA
Molecule: messenger RNA, 801 nt
Organism: Chaetomium fimeti
Lineage: Eukaryota; Fungi; Ascomycota; Sordariomycetes; Sordariales; Chaetomiaceae
Product: DSS1/SEM1 family-domain-containing protein
Exons: 3
Coding region: 268-555 (95 amino acids)
Biological process (GO): proteasome assembly; mRNA export from nucleus; double-strand break repair via homologous recombination
Cellular component (GO): proteasome regulatory particle, lid subcomplex; proteasome complex
Source: RefSeq, a predicted model, not a curated record